Messenger RNA from Plasmodium gaboni, 237 nucleotides. RefSeq lists its product as hypothetical. The transcript is spliced from 4 exons. NCBI's taxonomy places the organism in Eukaryota, Apicomplexa, Aconoidasida, Haemosporida, Plasmodiidae. The coding region runs from base 1 to 237 and encodes 78 amino acids. The record is from RefSeq and is a predicted model, not a curated record.
AUGAAGUUCCUUUUCAGUUAUCUUUAUUAUAUAUUAGUCUAUAUAUAUUUUGUUUCUGCUCAGUCAGGUGUAGUAUAUGAUGAAAAUCAAAAAAGUGUUCAGUUUCAUAUCACCUUAUGGAUUGUAAUAACCUUUAUAGUAGCAUUCCUUUUAGGAACCUAUGCAACGUACCGAAUUUCACAUACAAAAGAUUCAUUAUUAUAUUCAAAAAUUAACGCAUCUAGUAAUACUAAAUAA